UGCCUCGCUUUGCAGGAAGCGGAUGCAGGCUGCUCUCCGGUGUUGUGUUGAUUUCUAGAGAGAGAGCAGGAAAAGAAGACUUGACGUUUGGAGAAACGUAAACAUCCUUCUCAGUGUUGUAGUGUCUGUCUCACUUCUUAACUGAAAAGUCAAAGAAAUUCGAGUAAGUCCUUGAGUCAGUCAGUCCAUGGAAAAAAUCUAACGAUGUUCAGCUUUGAGGGAGAUUUCAAGACAAGACCCAAGGUGUCCCUUGGAGGAGCGAGUAAAAAGGAGGAGAAGGCAUCACUGUUGCACCGCACUCAAGAAGAGAGACGGAAAAGAGAAGAUGAAAGAAGACGACUGAAGAACGCCAUUAUCAUUCAGUCCUACGUACGUGGUUACCAAGACUUGAAAAAACAGUAUGCCAUACAGCGGGCAAAGUUUGACGAGCGUGUCAGCCAGACGCAGUCGGGAGGAGCUCAACACGCCCUGGAUGGCGUUGGUCUCUGCCUCUUAUCAAGACAAUUAAUAUUUUUCUACAGACAGAGUGUGGAUGCCCAUAGAUUGAUAUGGCUGUGCCAGAACCUGGUGAAGCACAACGGCCAGUUUGUGAAGCUGUUGGUGGGCCCACAGAAGAAGACAUGCGUGUUUCAGAUCAAGAGGAUCUUAGGCUUCUGCUGCAGACUCUUGCAGAGCUGCACGGAUGACAGUUUAAAUGUUGCAGUUCCCAUGCGAAUGCUAGAAAUCUUUUCUACAGAGAGAACCUAUCUUCCCGUUAUUCCAGAUGCUAAUAAUGUAGCUUCAUUACUCGAGCAGAUUUUGCACUACAUGGUACAGAAAGGAUACUACAGGUCGCUGUAUAUUCUUGUGAAUCACAGGCUCCCUUCCAGUCUGGAGUACAGCGACGCUCCCACUAUCCCCCUGGCAAGCACACUGUUGGAGCACAUCCUCAAACCUCUGCACUUUACCUACUCCUCCUGCACAACAGGCGCAAGGCAGUUUGUAUUUGCGGCUUUUACCGAGGAGUUCAUCUCUGCUCCGUUUACUGAGCAGAUCUUUCACUUCUUUGUCCCGGCACUAUCAGACUUCCGUCACUCAUUCCCUUUCGAGGCCUUCCUGAGCUCCCUCCAGGGCACGAUCAACUCCUCUUCAGCAGCACAGAGCCAAGCACCGUGGCUGUUUUAUUUUGUCCUCUCUGCAGGGGAGAACCGCCUAGGCUCACUAUCAGAGGAGGGUCUCCUGUUGUACCUCCGGGCCCUGCAGACGCUGCUGCCGCUGCUGCCGGUGUCAGAAAGCAGCAACAGGCCAGAAGUGAGCAGCGACUCGGAGGAUGACGAUGACGCUGGCAUCCAGCCGCUACCCAUGCAGGAUGACAGCCGGAUUUCAGUUCAGCUGAUAACAGAAGAGUGUGUCCACAAAUUGGACACCAAACACCAGACUAACGCCCUGCUCAACCUGGUGUGGAGGGAUUCAGCCAGCGAGGAGGUCUUCACCAUGAUGGCAUCCAUCUGUCACACGCUGAUGGUGCAGCAUCGUCUCAUGGUGCCAAAAGUCAGACUUCUGUACAGCUUAGCUUUCAAUGCACGCUUCCUGAGACAUCUCUGGCACCUCAUCACCUCCAUGACAACUAAGAUGAUCACUGGGUCUAUGGUGCCGCUCUUACAGCUGAUCUCCCGAGGGUCUCCCAUGUCCUUUGAGGACUCCAACCGCAUCAUUCCUGUCUUCUAUCUCUUCAGCUCUCUCUUCAGCCACUCUCUUAUCUCCGUGCAUGACAGCGAGUUUUUCGGACAUGCAAUGGAAGGUCAGACGCAGUCCUCCAUGAUGCCCUUCACGCUGUUAGAGCUGGUGACUUUGUCUCGCUGUCUGAGAGAUGCAUGUCUGGGUAUCAUCAAGCUGGCCUACCCAAAGACCAAAGCAGAGCACAGAGAGGAGUACAUGGCUGCCUUCCGUAGUGUGGGGGUCAAGACGAACACCGAGGUUCAGCAGCAUAUCCAGGCCGAACAGAAGCGCUGGGUGCAACUCUUCAAGGUCAUCACUAACUUGGUGAAGAUGGUGAAAGCUCGUGACAUCCGCCGACCCUUCUGUCCGGCAGGUCACUGGCUGUCGGAGGAGGUCAAUAUCCGGGCCGAUAAGGUCACCCAGCUGUACGUCCCAUCUGCAGAAACACACACGUGGUGUGGAGAACACUCUUUUUUAAAGCAAUCGCUAAAAUAUCGAACACUGUGGUUUUUUGUAGUUGGUUUAGAGCCUCCACAGCUGUCUGUGUCCGAGGAAAGACAUCUGGCCAUCCUCACCGAGCUCCCAUUUGUGGUGCCCUUCGAGGAGCGAGUGAAGAUCUUCCAGAGGUUAAUCUUCGCCGACAAGCGAGAUGUGCAGGGGGACGGCCCGUUCCCCGACGGCAUCAAUGUCACCAUCAGACGCAACUACAUCUAUGAGGAUGCCUACGACAAACUCUCUCCAGAAAACGAACCGGACUUAAAGAAGAGGAUCAGAGUGCACCUGCUGAACGCUCACGGACUGGAUGAGGCGGGAAUCGACGGCGGUGGGAUCUUUCGCGAGUUCCUCAAUGAGCUCCUCAAGUCGGGCUUCAACCCCAACCAGGGCUUCUUCAAGACGACCAACGAGGGCCUGCUGUACCCCAGCCCCGCUGCAGAGAUGCUGGUGGGAGACUCGUUCACCAGACACUACUACUUCUUAGGCAGGAUCCUCGGAAAGGCGCUCUAUGAAAACAUGCUGGUGGAAUUGCCCUUUGCGAGUUUCUUCCUGUCCAAGCUUCUUGGAACCAGCGCAGAUGUGGACAUUCACCACCUGGCCUCCCUGGACCCAGAGAUGUAUCGCAACCUGCUCUUCCUCAAGAGCUAUGAGGGUGACGUGGAAGAGCUGGGCCUUAACUUCACCGUGGUCAACAAUGAUCUGGGAGAAGCUCAGGUGGUUGAGCUGAAGCCUGGAGGCAAAGAUAUUCCUGUGACCACGGCAAACCGAAUAGCCUACAUCCAUCUGGUGGCUGACUACAGGCUCAACAAGCAGAUCAGGCCUCACUGCCUGGCCUUCAGACAGGGUCUGGCCAAGGUGGUCAACCUGGAGUGGCUGCGCAUGUUUGACCAGCAGGAGAUUCAGGUUCUGAUAUCUGGGGCUCAUGUGCCAAUUUGUCUCGAUGACCUAAAAAACUUUACAAACUACUCAGGCGGGUAUUCAGCCACUCACCCCGUCAUCCAGAUCUUCUGGGAGGUGGUCGAAGGAUUCACAGAUGAAGAAAAGCGCAAGUUGCUGAAGUUUGUCACCAGCUGCUCCAGACCACCGCUGCUGGGCUUCAAGGAGCUUUACCCGGCCUUCUGCAUCCACAACGGAGGGACUGACCUGGAUCGCCUGCCCACCGCCAGCACCUGCAUGAACCUGCUCAAGCUCCCCGAGUUCUGCGACCAGCACCUGAUGAGGAACAAGCUGCUGUACGCCAUCGAGUCAUCCUCCGGGUUCGAGCUGAGCUGAGCUGUGCUGUGCCUCCAGACAUGGACUCCACAGAGGUGGCUUUGGGGUGAAAGACUGAAAAUAGACGAGGGGAAGCAAACCAUGCACUGACUGAUUUUACUGUUUGUGUGCGUGCGUGCGUGCGUGCAUGUGUGUGUGUGUGCGUGCCAAGCCGAUGGUGAGGAAAUGCUCCCCCACAGACUGAAAGAAGGGUCCUUUUAAAUCAUUUGAAAUGUUGAAUCCCUUCUUAUUCUUCAGACAGAUCAGCAGCUCAGUUAAAUUUUGCAGAAGGUAUUUUGUGCAUACAUUAAAAACAAACAAAAAACAAACAAACAAUCGUGUAACUGAAUGGAGAAAUGUUUUCACCAAAGAUUAAGCGGCAUCAUGUUGAAACUGAAAAAGGCAAUAUAACAACAGACUGGGGGGACAGAGUGGGGAGGACUGUAAAGCCACUUUGUGGUGUGCCAAGGGCUGCGGAGGUGGGAGGAGCUUUUGUGUACAGCCGUCAUGAAUUUUCACGUAGAGGUCGGUGAACCUGCAGGUUUUUGUGAUUUCUCGAAUUGUUAUUAUUCCUAGUAUUAACCGUCGUGUCUGAUAACGAUACAGUAAGUGUGCACACGCCAUCUGAAGAAUAGAAAUGACUUGUCUUGCUGGAUGUUUGGGGAGGGGAGCACUGAAGGGUUUUUUUUUUUUUGUGAAUAUGUAUAUGUUUACAGCUGCUCUUGUUAUAUUCAUCUAUUCAGUAUUUGUACAGGUUUGUUUUUCCUCUCUCCUUUUUGCGUGACGAGUUUCUGUUUUCACACACGUCUGCUUUAAGGUGAACGACCCCCCCCCCCCUUCCUCCUGCAAGUUUGCUUUUUAGAGGGGGGAAGCAGCAACUGUGUCAUGUUUGAUGAGGCUUAUAGAUUAUCAGUGUACCAACAGGCUGAAAAAAAAUAAGAGUGUAUGGAAACAAAUAAACCCACUUUUCUUUUCUUUUCGA
Messenger RNA from Oreochromis aureus, 4426 nucleotides. It is a transcript of the gene ube3c, whose product is annotated as ubiquitin protein ligase E3C. The record is from RefSeq and is a predicted model, not a curated record. The transcript has 24 exons. Gene Ontology annotation, molecular function: ubiquitin protein ligase activity. Lineage: Eukaryota; Metazoa; Chordata; Actinopteri; Cichliformes; Cichlidae. Gene Ontology annotation, biological process: ubiquitin-dependent protein catabolic process; protein polyubiquitination. The coding region runs from base 205 to 3465 and encodes 1086 amino acids.